UGUACUAUACAGUUGAUGAUCUCUCUCUGUCCUGUGUGUCCCAGGGGCAUAGUCCAGUGUGAGGAGAAGCUGACCAUCAGUGCGUCGUGGUCUAAGGACGAGGACAUCAGCCGACUGCUCCAGUCUCUGCCCAACUGGGCUAACAUGGCCCAGCCCAGACAGCUCCGACAGAAGAGAGAGGACGAGGAGGACUUCACCAGGAUGGCGUUUGCCAAGGAGUCAGAGGUGCUGACGGGUAACCUGGGUGACAAGCUGAUCCCGCAGAACGAGAUCCUGCGUGACGUGAGCGACCUGAAGACCCUGGCCAACCUGCAGGAGAGCAUGGAGUGGCUGUCCUCCAGACUCAAAGGCUUCUUCAUCAACCUGCCCCACGCUGCCAGUGAGUAUACACGCACCCACGCAGAGGCAGGCAUACAUACACACACACCUUAUGGCUUCCAUUCAUGCAGGGCUGGUGGGGUGUGCGUGGGGAGGGGUGCAGGGGUGAGGUGUGUGUGGACUGAAGGGCUGCUUGUUCAACACCUGUCCUACACAGCCAAUGAAUUAACAGUAUACAACACAAGCAGAGGUUCCAUAUUGCUAACAUGUCUAACGUUUUGUUCUAAUGACUGUACAUACUGCCACUAGUAUACACAUCCACUCCCAAUGUAUAUGUACACACACUGUAGUCUGACAC
Molecule: messenger RNA, 676 nt
Organism: Salmo salar (Atlantic salmon)
Lineage: Eukaryota; Metazoa; Chordata; Actinopteri; Salmoniformes; Salmonidae
Source: RefSeq, a predicted model, not a curated record